This is a messenger RNA of Diospyros lotus (date-plum), 717 nucleotides long. RefSeq names its product ATP-dependent Clp protease proteolytic subunit. The record is from RefSeq and is a predicted model, not a curated record. Gene Ontology annotation, cellular component: endopeptidase Clp complex. The coding region runs from base 40 to 414 and encodes 124 amino acids. NCBI's taxonomy places the organism in Eukaryota, Viridiplantae, Streptophyta, Magnoliopsida, Ericales, Ebenaceae. Gene Ontology annotation, biological process: protein quality control for misfolded or incompletely synthesized proteins. The transcript has 2 exons. Gene Ontology annotation, molecular function: serine-type endopeptidase activity; ATPase binding; ATP-dependent peptidase activity.
AAAGUAAAAUAUAGUACUUAGUUUUUUUUCUUUCAUUUCAUGCCUAUUGGUGUUCCAAAAGUUCCUUUUCGGAGUCCUGGAGAGGAAGAUGCAUCUUGGGUUGACGUAUACAACCGACUUUAUCGAGAAAGAUUACUUUUUUUAGGCCAAGAAGUUGAUAGCGAGAUAUCGAAUCAACUUAUUGGUCUUAUGGUAUAUCUCAGUAUCGAGGAUAAUACCAAGGAUCUGUAUUUGUUUAUAAACUCUCCUGGCGGAUGGGUAAUACCUGGAGUCGCUAUUUAUGAUACUAUGCAAUUUGUACAACCAGAUGUCCAUACAAUAUGCAUGGGAUUAGCUGCUUCAAUGGGAUCUUUUAUCUUGGUUGGAGGAGAAAUUACCAAACGUCUAGCAUUCCCUCACGCUUGGCGCCAAUGAGGUUUUUUUGAGAAAAAAAGGACUAUGCCUUCGCCAUAUGAAAUAUGAAUAUUAAGUAAAAAUAGCAUGGCACUUCGAAUUCGAUAUGAGAAAAUUUUUUAUUGUUUUUUCAAAACAUUAGAUUAUAUAUCGAGAGAGUAGUAUGAGAUAAAGGGUAUUUCCGAUUUUAGCUUAUCUAUCGGGAGUCCCAUUCAGCGUCACAAACUUUUUUUUUCAUACCAUAAAUAUUGUUAAGAGCUCUAUGGUAUGAAAGAGUGCGAAAAAAAAUCUUUUUUCUUGACUUUUUUUUUAUUUGAUCGGAUU